This is a messenger RNA of Cynoglossus semilaevis (tongue sole), 2294 nucleotides long. Its product is annotated as fascin-like. Bases 194 to 1672 code for a protein of 492 amino acids. The record is from RefSeq and is a predicted model, not a curated record. Gene Ontology annotation, molecular function: protein-macromolecule adaptor activity; actin filament binding. Gene Ontology annotation, biological process: cell migration; establishment or maintenance of cell polarity; actin filament bundle assembly. NCBI's taxonomy places the organism in Eukaryota, Metazoa, Chordata, Actinopteri, Pleuronectiformes, Cynoglossidae. Gene Ontology annotation, cellular component: cytoplasm; ruffle; growth cone. The transcript has 6 exons.
GUCCAGUAACUCCUGCACCUCCACGGCAGCAGUGAUCGGUGGAGACUCAGCACAACCCCCUCCUCUCGGUGUCCCUCCCACAGACUCCCCCCACACCCCCACACCCUCACACCCACUCUCCCUUCGUCGCCCAGCCCGCCUGGAGUCCAGCAUCUUCUCUCCAUUGCUCUCUUCUUCUUGACGCACCAGCAUCAUGUCAGCCGGCGGUGCAGACGGGGACCUGCUGCGGAUCCCUCUGGGGCUCAUCAACGGCGGCGGGAAGUAUCUGACCGCCGAGACCUUCGGCUUCAAGAUCAACGCCUCGGCCGGUAGCCUGAAGAAGAAGCAGACCUGGACCCUGGAGCAGACCGGGGAGGACGGCAGCGCCGUGUUCCUCCUCUCCCACCUGGGCCGCUACCUCGCCACGGACAAAGACGGCAACGUGACCGCGGACAGCGAGACGCGCGGCCGCGACAGCCGCUUCGUGAUCACGGCGCACGAGGACGGGCGGUGGUCGCUGCAGUCCGAGCCUCACGGCCGCUUCCUCGGCGGCACCGAGGACAGAAUCACGUGUUUUGCGCAAACGGCCUCUCCUGCGGAGAAAUGGAGCGUGCACCUGGCCGUGCAUCCGCAGGUCAACCUUUACAGCUUUGCGCGCAAACGCUUCGCCCACCUGGGUUCACACGGAGAGGUGUCCAUAGCCCGGGACGCCCCCUGGGGCGUGGACUCGCUGGUGACCCUGGUGUACCGCGAUCAGCGCUACCACCUGGAGACCUGCGACAACCGAUUCCUGCGUAACGACGGCAGCCUGUCCACCAGGACGGACAAGGACACCGGCUACAUGUUGGAGUUCCGCUCCGGGAAGGUGGCGUUCCGCGACUGCAACGGCCGAUACCUGGCACCANUGGGCCCCACGGGGACGAUGAAGGGUGGGAGGGGCGGGCGCGUGGGGAAGGAUGAACUGUUCGGCCUGGAGCGAAGCCACGCGCAGGUGGUGCUGACUGCAGGAAACGAGAGGAACGUCUCCACCAGACAAGGCAUGGACCUGUCAGCCAAUCAGGAUGAGAUCGGAGACCAGGAAGUUUUUCAGUUGGAGAUGAACCACGAAGACAGGAAGUGUGCAUUCAGAACAGCUGCUGGAAAAUACUGGACGCUGACGGCCACCGGGGGUCUGCAGUGCACCGCCCUGACCAAAUCAGCCAACAGUUAUUUUGAACUCGAGUGGCGGGACGGUCGUGUGUGUUUGUGCGGAGCUAACGGCAAGUACGUGACCGCCAAGAAGAACGGGCAGUUGGCCGCUGCCGUUGACAACGCAGGCGAGGCGGAACUCUUCCUGAUGAAGCUGAUCAACCGUCCACUCAUCGUCCUUCGGGGGGAGCACGGCUUCAUCGGAGCUCGUAAGGCUGGAAUAGCUACUCUGGAUUCUAACCGUGCGUCCUACGAUGUGUUCCAGCUCGAGUUCCACAAUGGAGCUUACGCUCUCAAAGACUCCCAGGGGAAGUACUGGUGCGUUGGAGACGACACGGCGGUGACGUGCAGCAGCUCCUCACCUGUCCAGUUCCUGUUUGAGUUCUGUGACGUCAACAAGAUGGCCGUCCGUGCACCGGGGGGCAAGUACCUCAAAGGAGACCAUGCUGGGGGGCUCAAGGCAAGUGCAGACUCCCUGGACAACGCCACCCUGUGGGAGUAUUAGACAAAACACAGCCGACAAAAAGCUUCAAAAUGUUGUUGUUAGAAACCGUAGGUAGGUGUGUGUACCGGUGUAUUUGUAUGGAUGAAGUAAAAAAGUGAAGCUGACAAACCGAGGUCCUAGGACAGAGGCACCUUUACUGUUUUUAUUUUACUGGAGAACGGCAUCAAAUGUUUCUCACUGUUCUGAGGUAUUUCAUAAAGAGAACGUUGUAACGGAAUUCUACGUUAAUUGUCGCCUAAGCUUUGCCUGAUCAGGCCACGACACUGAUGUACGUCACGCCUGCGAUUCACCAUAUGUAACUUUGAAUUGUGCUGCUAGCUGUGUUUGUUUCCUUCAUUCUCUCGCCUAAAAAGCACAACGUCGUCGUCGUAUUGGGAUCAAUUGGUUCAAAUGCUUCUGCUGUAAACUGAAUCAAAAUGUAAAAACAAAAUGGUUGACGUGUCAGGUGGAGGCGGACGACAGACCAUGGUUGGGUCAGUCCAAUUACCUAAUGAAUUGACCCCUGUUUUAUACCCACUACUCGUACAUGAUCACGCUUGUAAAAAGUACUGCAGUACUGGACACAAUGUUUGCACAUGAUUUGAUCAGAAAUCUGCACAAAAUGUCAAAAACAAAAACUCAA